Drosophila miranda is the source of this 2044-nucleotide messenger RNA. RefSeq names its product profilin (gene chic). The transcript is spliced from 4 exons. Lineage: Eukaryota; Metazoa; Arthropoda; Insecta; Diptera; Drosophilidae. The record is from RefSeq and is a predicted model, not a curated record. Gene Ontology annotation, molecular function: actin monomer binding. Bases 330 to 710 code for a protein of 126 amino acids. Gene Ontology annotation, cellular component: cell cortex.
GGUCACACUGGUGAACAUUGUGAGUGGCUUCGAAGAAUUUUUUCCAAAUCCAAAAUUGUUUAAGAUUUAACGAAAUUUGGUUGCCCAGAAAGUUGAUUGAGUUGAGUUGAUUUGCACAAGUUCGAAAAAAAAUAAUUUGUAAGCAAAUAAUCGUCAACGUUGCGGUUUUUUGCUUUGUCUUCUUCCCCCAACUUCUACGCUGCACAAAUAAUUUCGGUGGCGUGUGUACUCCCUACUCCCCCCUCCGGAAAGCCGACAAAAAGUGUCAAGUGCAACUCUAUAAAUAAAUUGCCAACGCAAUAAGUUAACAACAAAUCCGAAGCAUCAACAUGAGCUGGCAAGAUUAUGUGGACAACCAACUGCUCGCCUCGCAGUGCGUGACCAAGGCGUGCAUUGCCGGACACGAUGGCAACAUCUGGGCGCAGUCUGCUGGCUUUGAGAUUACAAAGGAGGAACUGGCCAAAUUGAUUAGCGGCUUCGACCAGCAGGAUAUCCUUACCAGCAACGGUGUUACAUUAGCCGGCCAACGGUACAUUUACCUCUCAGGCACAGAUCGUGUGGUGCGCGCCAAGCUUGGGCGAAGUGGAGUCCACUGCAUGAAGACAACACAAGCCGUCAUCGUUUCCAUCUACGAGGAUCCCGUACAGCCCCAGCAGGCCGCUUCCGUUGUAGAGAAACUCGGAGACUAUCUGAUUACUUGCGGGUACUAGAUAGGAGGGAGAAUAGAUCAACAACACAAACAACCACAACACCCCCAAAACAAAACAAAACAAAACAAAACAAAACAAACUACACCUCCAUCAAAAACAUAAGAAAAACACCCCAGCAACAACCAGGAAACAGCAACAACAGCAGCAGCAACAGCAGCAACUUUGAUAUGAAGAUGGAGAGAGGAAAAUGCUAAUAAGAAAAAAGAAAAAAAAAAAUGGAAGUAAUUAUUAAUAUUUAAAAUAUGAAUUAAAUUCCCCCCCACUAAACGGCCUACGAGAGGAUACAAGGCCCUCAAAUUCUGUUCUGAAAACGCAAAUCAAUUACCCGCAAAAAACAACAACAACAAUAAACUACAACAAAAAAAAUUAUAAAUUUCUCUGCAUUAUUAUGAUUAAAGAAAACUUUUGGUUUAUACGAUAAAAUAAAAUAUAAAACAAAAAACAUUAAGAAUUCCAGUCCUCAUCUAAAAUCCGAAAACUUUGGAACAAACGUAGAAUUGUAAAACAGAAAAGAAAGAAAGAACGAACGCAAAGCAACGCAACGCAAAAGCAAACAAAAAACAACAAUUUUUGAAACAUUUUUUGUAUAGCAAUAUAUACACCCAGUGGUAUAUAUAUAUAUAUAUGCAAUGAUAUAUAUAUAUAUAUAUCUGUACACAGCCAGAAAUGAAGAAUAAAAAGAGAGUGAGUGAGUGAGAGAAGAUAUCGGAGAAGAGAGAGACUUCUGAGGGUAGGCAGAGAAGAGCAGAGAGAACUCACGAGCAAAAACGAAAUAAUCGAAAGUAAAUAUAUAUCUAUAUAUAUAUUUAUAUAUGUAAACUAUUUGGAGAUCCAUGCAGAUGCUCUAUUUAUACAUGUGUGUGCGUGUGUAGUGUGGUAUGCACGUGUGUGCGGUGUGUGAACACUUUUUAUACGAUUGCGAAACUUACAUAAAAUAAAGAAUCUAGAUUCUGUUUUCUCAAUUCCAAAUCCCCCAAACCACGCCAUUUUGCCAUAAGAAAUGUCUAUGUAUAGGGUAUAGGAUCUUGAUCAUAAUCACACAUUCGCUCGCUCUCUCUCCAUCUCUUUUUCUAUACAUCUCUUCUUUUUUUUUGUGCGCAUUGCUUUUCAUGUUUCGAAAAUCCUAUCAUACUACAUCAUACAUAACAUACAAAAAAAACCUUAUAUGUAGACCGUUAAGUGCAGUGUGCAGCCCUGGGGUAUGCGUUGCCCAACACUGAACCGGAGGAACAUUCAUUGCUGAAAGUGCACCACUGAGGAAGAACAGAAUUCGGCAGUUAAAUCGCCAUUUAAACUCUCUUACCAUACGAAUAACGUAACAAACAAUGCAUGUG